AUGGAACACCCAGCCGUCCUCCUCACUGUGGCUCUGGCUAUCCUGGCUUGUGGGACUGGGGCGCCUCUCCAAAAGCCACACAAGUUACUCCUCGUGUCCUUUGAUGGCUUCCGCUGGAACUAUGACCAAGAUGUGGACACCCCUAAUCUGGACGCCAUGGCUCAGGAAGGGGUAAAGGCACGAUACAUGACACCCGCCUUUGUCACCCUGACCAGCCCCUGCCACUUUACACUGGUCACUGGCAAAUACAUUGAGAACCAUGGGGUGGUUCACAACAUGUUCUACAACACCACCACCAAGGUGAGGUGGCCCUACCACACCACGCUGGGUAUCACGAACUGGUGGGACAACGGCAGCAUACCCAUCUGGAUCACAGCCCAGAGGCAGGGCUUAAAAACUGGCUCCUUCUUCUACCCUGGAGGGAACGUCACCUACCAAGGAGAGGCCGUGACCAUGAGCCGGAAGGAAGGAAUCUUCCACAAUUACAAAAACGAGACAGAGUGGAGGGAAAAUGUGGACACCGUGAUGAAGUGGUUCACAGAGGAGAACGUGGCCCUAGUCACUCUCUAUUUCGGGGAGCCAGACUCCACUGGCCACAAAUACGGCCCUGAGUCCCAGGAGAGGAAGGACAUAGUGAAACAGGUUGACAGGACUGUGGGCUACCUCCGGGACAGCAUCAAGCGCCACAGCCUCUCAGACAGCCUCAACCUGAUCAUCACAUCUGACCACGGCAUGACGACAGUCAAUCAGAAAGCCAACGACUUGGUGGAGUUCCACAAGUUCCCCAACUUCACCUUCAAGGACAUCGAGUUCGAGCUCUUAGACUAUGGGCCCAAUGGGAUGCUGAUCCCCAAGGAAGGGAUGCUGGAGAAGGUGUACAGCGUCCUCAAGGAUGCCCACCCCAGGCUGCACGUGUACAAGAAGGAAGAUUUCCCCAAGAGCUUCCACUACGCCAACAACUCGAGGAUCACGUCCCUGCUCAUGUACAGUGACCUUGGCUACGUCAUCCAUGGGAGAGUGAACGUCCAGUUCAACAAGGGUGAGCAUGGUUUCGACAACCAAAACAUGGAUAUGAAGACCAUCUUCCGGGCUGUGGGUCCCAGCUUCAAGGCAGGCCUGGAGGUGGAGCCCUUUGAGAGCAUCCAUGUGUACGAGCUCAUGUGUCAGCUGCUUGGCAUUGUUCCCGAGCCCAAUGAUGGGCAUCCUGGCACCCUGCAACCCAUGCUUCAAUCAGGGUCCGCUCUCCCACUCAGUGGUGGGCUCCACUUGAUGAUGAUGUUGCUGGGGAUCCUGAUGGUUCUGGCCAAUACAUAA
Messenger RNA from Microtus oregoni (creeping vole), 1314 nucleotides. RefSeq names its product ectonucleotide pyrophosphatase/phosphodiesterase 7 (gene Enpp7). Lineage: Eukaryota; Metazoa; Chordata; Mammalia; Rodentia; Cricetidae. The record is from RefSeq and is a predicted model, not a curated record. The transcript has 5 exons. Bases 1 to 1314 code for a protein of 437 amino acids.